Molecule: messenger RNA, 1697 nt
Organism: Agrilus planipennis (emerald ash borer)
Lineage: Eukaryota; Metazoa; Arthropoda; Insecta; Coleoptera; Buprestidae
Product: G2/mitotic-specific cyclin-B-like
Exons: 2
Coding region: 155-1474 (439 amino acids)
Biological process (GO): mitotic cell cycle phase transition; regulation of cyclin-dependent protein serine/threonine kinase activity
Cellular component (GO): nucleus; cyclin-dependent protein kinase holoenzyme complex; cytoplasm
Molecular function (GO): cyclin-dependent protein serine/threonine kinase regulator activity
Source: RefSeq, a predicted model, not a curated record
AUACCGUCGAAACUGCUUUCAUGUUGUAGGUUGUAGAAAUUGUCAUUAGAGUGACUUUAAAACCGUUGCAUGUGAGAAAGAGAUUUGAAAAAUAUUUAAACUUUGUUUUAUAUUUAUAAUUUUUACAAAUCUACAAACGGAUUUUAAAUAUAAUAUGGCGUCUAGAAUAAGAAAUUUAGAAAAUAGCACUUUAAAUCGGGAAAAUAUACAACGUUUCCCAAGUAAAGUGGCUCAUCCUGUGAAACCAGUUGUUGCAAAAAGGACCGCAUUGGGAGAAUUAGGGAACAAAAUACAUGUAAAACAAAACCAAACAUCCAACACACUGAAAAAUGUUGACUUAAAAAAAAAUACACAGAUAAAUUUAGAGAAGAAAUCCUCUCAAGUUAGUUUAUUGGAUAAAAAAUCAGCACUUAAAAAAGAUGUUAACGCUCAAGUAAAAGACUUAAAAGGGGUGAAAAAUGCUGAAGCAACAAAACAAAAAAAUGUGAUCAAGGAUAUAGUUAAAUCAUAUCAUUUGGAAAAUAGAGAAAACAUAAAUCUUAAACAAGCACUGCUAAUUAGCACCAGAACAGAGGUAAAGAAAGAUGAAAUUUCGUACUCAAGGCAAAGGCUGACAAAUAUAGUAGAUGCAGAUGUAAAUGAUAAGAAUGAUCCACAAUUAGUAAGCAAUUAUGUUAAAGACAUUUAUGCAUAUUUACUUGAAUUGGAACUAAAAUGCAUGAUUAAAGAAGACUUUUUGGAUUCACAUGCAACAACACCAAGAAUGAGAUCCAUUUUAGUUAAUUGGAUGGUUGAAGUUGCAAUAAGUUUUGGAUAUUUGCUUGAAACUUUGCACAUGUCUGUGGCAAUAGUAGAUAGAUACCUUCAGCAAAACAAGAAAGUGGACCGUGAAACUUUACAGUUAGUGGGAAGCACAGGAAUGUUGAUUGCUGGUAAAUAUGAGGAAUUGUAUUGGCCAGAAGUGCAAGAAAUUGUAUACAUUUGUGAUGAUAUGUAUAGCAGGCAGCAGGUUUUAGCAACAGAAAGAGAAAUUAUAAAGAAACUUGAAUUUGAUUUCAGUAGGCCAUUAUCAAUUCAUUUCCUAAGACGAUACAAUAAAAUAGCUGGAGUAACAGCUGAAGAACACUCUGUAGGGAAAUAUUUCCUUGAGCUAUGCUUACUUGAGUAUAAUUUAUGCCAUUAUAGGCCUUCUUGUCAAGCAGCAGCUACAUUUUGUUUAGUACAAGCAAUUUUUAAUGACUGUACUGAUCCUUCCACUUUUUGGACUGAAACUAUGAUAUAUUACUCUGGCCAUGAAUACAGAGCUUUUAAAUGUAUAAUACCAAAGCUUGCUGAAACUGUCAUGAAAAUGGAAAUAUCAAAAUAUCCAGCCAUCAGAAAAAAAUAUUCAAGUGCCAAAUUUGGAAAGGUCAGCUUACAUCCAAGGCUGAAAGGAGAAGUUCUAAAAGAAAUUAGUGGAGAGCAAACGAAAUAAUGUUCAUGUGAUAUUUUUUGUAUUCUUACAAUUAACUUUUAAAAUAUUUCAUGACAACUUGUGUAGAAUAUUUGACCUUACAUUGUUAUAUAUAAUUCUAAUAAUUAAAAAAAUGAGUUCAUAUACAUUUUUAUAUACCAGUAUUUGUAGUUAUUAAUUCAUAUACCUAUUUUAAGUUAAUCUGUACAUUUGAAUGUGUUUUAUUUACUAAUGACUGUUUUAG